AUGCAUCGGGGUCAGGAUGACCGAGUGGCGGACCCCGAAGACCAGCCUGCGGCGGGCAGGGGGGAGGGCGGUCCGGAUGGUGCCACACCCCCGUCGUCGUCGGAGAAACGCGGUGCCGGCGGUGACGGGAGUACUAACACGUGCAAGAAGGACCCCACGCUUUGCCUUUCCCCGCUGACCAUUCAGUUGACGGAUCACCCGCUUGAGUCUGUGUCGUCGACGCAUCGGACGGACCGUCUGCUCAAGCCAGCCAGCCCGUGGGCGCGCGAGCUCGACUUUAGCGACCGCGCCUACACCCCCCAUACUGUCUUCAUACUAGUCAGCAUUCUCAUGUCCAUCUUGCUCAUGUUGCGCUACUACUAUUACCCCAACAUGGGGGUGGCGGCGAAGGUGAAGGUUGGCCUCUCCGCUGCCGCCUUUGUUUUCAUUGGCUUUGGUGCGGUACACCUUCCGGACUCCCUAAUGGUACGCCCCCACCCGGCUGUGUGGCGCGCCGUCCUGGCGCUUGGGGUUCUCUAUCUGGUGUUCCUCACCUUUAUGAUAUUUCAGGACCUGGAGACGGUGCGGAGGAUAAUGGGCUACUACGAUGCUUCCCUGUGGAAUAAACUGCCAGAGCACACCUACGCGCAAGACUGCCGCAUGAGCACCGAGGAGGACCCCUGGUUCUUUGUCCACACCUCCUUCGACGUCUUCAUCCUCGCCCACUCGCUCGGCUACGUCAUCAAGAUGCUCAUACUGCGGGACUGGCGCAUGGUGACGGCCGUGUCGCUCGGCUUCGAGGUUGUGGAGGUGACGUUUCAGCACGUGCUGCCGAACUUCAGCGAGUGCUGGUGGGAUCACAUCGUACUCGAUGUGGUGAUCUGCAACGCGGGCGGGAUGCUGGUAGGGAUGUGGCUGCUGCGGCAGCUGAACGCGAAGCAGUACAGGUGGAUCGCUCUCAAGGAGAUCCCAACCGCGAAGGGAAAGGCGAAGCGGCUCCUUGGGCAGCUGGGGCCGCGCAGCUUCGAGCGCUACAACUGGAACAUCUUCCAGAGCCCGACCCGCUUCUCCCAGGUCACCGUCAUCCUCCUGCUGAUGCUGCUGCAGGAACUGAACUGCUUCACGAUGAAGGCAAUCCUGCAUAUGGCGCCAACGCAUCACAUCGUGACGUGUCGACUGGCCCUGUGGGCGCUGCUCGCCACCUCGUGCCUGCGAGAGCUGUACGAGUACAUGACAAACCCGCGCAUCAAGCGCAUCGGCACAACGGCGUGGGUGGCGAUACUCGGCAUGGGCAUGGAGACCAUAUGGAUCACGAAGAUGGCCAUCGAGGGACAAUACUUCCAAGACGCAGUCAUGCCUACCCACAUCGCGGUACCUUGGAUGGUCGCCAUCGCCGCGUUUGGGAUUUGGCUGGUCUUGUACUUUGGUGUCUUGUCACUGGAGCAGCGCAAUCGCCGUCGCGGUGCGGCGUACUUACUCGUGAACCUCUUCUUCUACGCGGCUGCCGUGUGUGUGCUGGCGCUGUUCCUGAUGGGUCUGCCCGAUCUGCAGAUUGGUCGGCAGGCGUUCGAGUCGGCGAUGGCGCCGUACGAGCGGUACAUCUUCCUUUGGCGCUAG
This is a messenger RNA of Leishmania mexicana MHOM/GT/2001/U1103, 1596 nucleotides long. RefSeq names its product putative phosphatidylserine synthase. Gene Ontology annotation, molecular function: L-serine-phosphatidylethanolamine phosphatidyltransferase activity. Gene Ontology annotation, biological process: phosphatidylserine biosynthetic process. The coding region runs from base 1 to 1596 and encodes 531 amino acids. Lineage: Eukaryota; Euglenozoa; Kinetoplastea; Trypanosomatida; Trypanosomatidae. The record is from RefSeq and is a predicted model, not a curated record. The transcript has a single exon.